Molecule: messenger RNA, 779 nt
Organism: Trifolium pratense (red clover)
Lineage: Eukaryota; Viridiplantae; Streptophyta; Magnoliopsida; Fabales; Fabaceae
Exons: 1
Coding region: 92-658 (188 amino acids)
Source: RefSeq, a predicted model, not a curated record
CACUUACAUCCACAAAUUCAAUAGACUUAAAAGGUUUGCUAUCUGCAUAUGUGAGUGAGUGAGUGAUAUCUAGAUUUGAGCAACAAAAAAGAUGAUGAAAAAUCUCAGCCUGAAAAUAAAGCUUCAGCUUCCAAAUUCCAUAAACCCUUCAUGUUCUCUUUUUACUCCAAAAACCCCUCAAUUAAGUCUCAAACCCAUCAAAGUAUUAGGAAUCAAAAACUUGAAACACCCAUCAUCAAAACUUGCAAUAAAACUUAGAGAACAAACACCAACAUUGGAGGAUGUACAAAGAGCACAAUCAAUGAAACUUGCAGUUCUUGAAAAUGAGAAGAAAUCAAGAAUUGUGAUAAUAGGAGCUGUUUCUGUAGGAAUUUUGUUGCUUCUAAGUGGAAUGGAUGAACAAAAGGCAUUGGCUUUGGGACCUGAAGGGCCACUUGUGGAAGAGUUUUGGGACAACGUGAGAAGGUAUGGAUUGUAUGCAUUAACUGUUAGUACAGGUGCCAUUUACACAAUCAUGGUGCCUAUAUUUGAGCUUCUCAAGAAUCCAAUUACUGCAAUUCUCAUCCUUGUUAUUUUUGGAGGUGGCUUUUACAUUGUUUCUCAAGUUCUUUCUGCUAUGGUUGGUGUUUCUGAUUUUAGUUACGAUUAUGCAAACUAGAUAUAGUUUAAUUUGAUACAUAGAUUGCUCCAACUUCUUCAUAAAUUUGUUUGGUUUGUACUAUAGUAAACUUGUUAAAAGUCCUAUAUCGAAUUGAAUGAGAUAUAAAGUCUUUUGAAAA